Molecule: messenger RNA, 876 nt
Organism: Drosophila novamexicana
Lineage: Eukaryota; Metazoa; Arthropoda; Insecta; Diptera; Drosophilidae
Product: mpv17-like protein
Exons: 4
Coding region: 122-721 (199 amino acids)
Cellular component (GO): cytoplasm; membrane
Source: RefSeq, a predicted model, not a curated record
CUGGCAGCUGUCUCUCUGGAAGGGCAAGCGCAAUUGUAACAGUUAAUUAAAUAUAUAUAUAAAUAAGACUUGGAAUCUGCGUGUUGUUGUUGUGGCCCGCUGGUGUUUCCAUUGCCAGACAAUGUCACGCCUCAUUGCCGGCGCCCGCGGCCUAUUCAGACGCCAUCCCUUUGUGACCAACAGCGCCAUCUAUGGCAGCCUCUAUGUGGGUGCGGAGUUCACACAGCAAUAUGUCUCCAAGCGCUGGCUGGCGCGGCCGGAGGAGCGUGAGGAUAUCGAUUAUGCAACUGUAGGACGCUAUGCGAUAAUGGGCACCGCCAUCUAUGCCCCAUCACUUUACGCUUGGUACAAAUGGCUGGAUGGCACUUUUCCUGGCACAUUGAAGACAACGAUUUUAAAAAAAUUGCUGCUGGAUCAGUUUAUAUUGACACCAUAUUGCUUGACAUUAUUUUAUACAGGCAUGGCUCUUAUGGAGGGCUCUGAGGAUACUUUUGAGGAGCUGCGCGCAAAAUUCCUGCCGACUUUUAUACGAUCGUGUGCCUUUUGGUUGCCCGCACAGGCUCUGAAUUUUAUGUUUGUAGCGCCUAGAUUUCGCAUUAUCUAUAUGGGAGUAUGUGGCAUGAUUUGGGUAAACAUUUUGUGCUGGAUAAAGCGACAGAGUCUGAGCACAGAGACAGCAACAACCACAACAAUCACACAGCAGCAACAACAACAACAGUAGGCGAGUGCAAUGUCAAGGCGUGAUUGGAUUAGCUGGUAGCUUAACACAUACAAUACAUAUAGAGGUACAUUUUGAUAUAUAUGUAUAUAUAUAUAUAUAUGUAUGUGUAUUUGAUAUAGUGCAAAGUAGCUUUGCCAAAUAAAUACAUUCCAAAU